Messenger RNA from Geodia barretti, 903 nucleotides. The record is from the annotation of a GenBank genome assembly. Lineage: Eukaryota; Metazoa; Porifera; Demospongiae; Tetractinellida; Geodiidae.
AUGCGUAUUGCCCAGAUCAUGCUGGCGCGCCGCCUGGGCGGAGGGGAGCAGGUCUUCAUCGACCUGUGCGGGGCGGCCGCAUCGCGCGGGCAUGAGGUUCUCGCCAUCGGUGCGGCGGAAAGCGAUGCCAUGGACGCCCUCGAUCGGCGCUCGGACCUCCAGUGCGCGCGCGUGCGCUGCCACGGCACGUGGGAUCCGCUAUGCCGGUGGGCGAUCGGUCGCUUGCUGCGGCGAUUCGAGCCGGACGUGGUGCAGACCCACAUGGGCCGCGCCAGUGCGCUUGGCGGCAAGGCCGCACGGUCCGCCGGCUAUCCGACACUGGCCAUGCUGCACACGAUGAUCGAGUUGAAAUACUACCGCACCAUCGACCUGUUCGUGCCGACAACGGCGGAUCAGGAGGCUUAUCUGCGUAAGAACGGCGUGCCGGCCGAUCGCGUCGAGCGCAUUCCCCAUUUCCGUUCGAUGGAGCCGGUUGCAAUCGCCAAGGCGCCGCGACAAACGGACGGCGUGGUCAAGACCCUCGGCCGGUUCGUUCACAAGAAGGGGUUCGAUGUUCUGCUGCAUGCGGCUGCGCACGCGGCCGCGCAGGGUGCGACGUUCAGGCUGGAGAUCGGCGGCGACGGACCCGAACGCAGCUCGCUGAAGGCGCUGGCCGCGCGGCUCGGGAUCGGGGAUCGCGUGACGUUUUGCGGUUGGAUCGAUGACGUUGCGGCGUUCCUCGCCGAUGCCGAUCUGUUCGUGCUGCCGUCGAGGAUCGAACCGUUCGGCAUUGUGGUCUGGAGGCGAUGGCCUGCGGUGUUCCCAUUGUCGCCACGCGCGUCAGCGGCCCGCUGGAAACUCUCGAUGAGCACACCGCUCUCCUGGUUCCGUCCGACGAUCCGGCGGCACUGGCGGAGGCUAUGA